CAAAAUGCUGGAGAUGCGUCUGAAAUAAGAAAAAAAAGAAUAUUUCUAAUUCCAUUUAAUGUUAUUCCAUUGCAGUGCCCCAGAUAAGCCGCAGCUAGAUCAGGCGCAACAUGACAGCCCAGCGGGCAUAAGGUGAAAGGAACUAAAGGCAGCUCCAUUCACGUGGCCAGCGAAAAGUCCGCAUUUUGUAAAGGAAAUCGAACGAGAGCUGAUUAUAAAACGGAGCCGGAAGCGCUCUAGUGGAACACGACCUCAACGGCCCGAGCGACAGACAGCGAGCGAGCGAGUGAGCCAGAGACCCCAAAAGUGAGAGAGAGUGCGAGAGAGAUAGAGAGUGGGAGAUAUAGAGCGGCAGAGAGUGAGAGCGAGAUGUCGCCUCGCCGCGGCCUUAUCGCGCUUUUCUUUGUGCUCGCCGUGCUCUGCGCCCAGCUGGCGGAGGCACAGCGUACGCCACAGGCGCAGCACGGACGUCGCGAUCGUCCGCGCAAUCCACCACGGCAAUACAUUAAGACGCAUCCGUGUGAGCGUUCAUCAUGUUAUCCGGCAACGGGUAAUUUGUUGAUUGGACGCGAGAAUCGCCUGACGGCCAGCUCCACGUGCGGCCUUCGCUCGCCGGAGAGAUUCUGCAUCUUGUCGCAUCUGGAGGAUAAGAAAUGUUUUCUGUGCGAUUCGCGCGACGAGACACGCAACGAUCCGUACAAGAAUCAUCGCAUCGGACAGAUCAUCUACAAGACCAAGCCGGGCACCAAUAUACCCACCUGGUGGCAGUCGGAGAACGGCAAAGAGAAUGUCACCCUGCAACUGGACCUGGAGGCGGAAUUUCAUUUCACGCAUUUGAUCAUCACAUUCACCACCUUCCGGCCGGCGGCCAUGUACAUUGAGCGCAGCUUUGACUUCGGCGAAACGUGGCAUGUGUAUCGCUAUUUUGCCUACGACUGCGCCGAAUCCUUCCCGGGCGUGCCCACUGCGCUGCAUAAUAUCACCGAUGUGAUGUGCACGUCGCGCUACUCGUAUGUGGAGCCAUCGCGCAACGGUGAGGUCAUCUUCCGUGUGCUGCCGCCGAACAUCAAUGUGACAGAUCCGUAUGCGGAGCACGUGCAAAACCAGCUGAAGAUGACCAAUUUGCGCAUCAAAAUGAUCAAGCUGCAUAAGCUGGGCGACAAUCUGUUGGACAAUCGUCUGGAGAACGAGGAGAAGUAUUAUUAUGGCAUCUCGAAUAUGGUUGUGCGCGGUUCCUGCUCCUGCUACGGCCAUGCCUCGCAGUGCUUGCCCCUGGACGAUGUCGCCACGCAGGAUUACGAGAUGGUGCAUGGACGUUGCGAGUGCACACACAAUACGAAGGGCCUGAACUGCGAGACCUGCGAGGACUUCUACAACGAUCUGCCCUGGAAGCCGGCCUUUGGCAAGCAAACGAACGCGUGCAAGAAAUGCGAAUGCAAUGGACAUGCCGUCAGCUGUCACUUCGAUGAGGCUGUGUUUGUGGCGUCGGGUCAUGUCUCGGGCGGAUUUUGUGACAAUUGUCUGCACAAUACGCAGGGUCAGCAUUGUGAGGAGUGCAUGGCCUUCUUCUAUCGCGAUCCCGCCGAGCAGCUAAGCAGCCCGAAUGUGUGCAAGCCCUGCGAUUGUGAUCCCGAUGGCGCUUUGGACGAGGGCAUUUGUGAUUCGGUUAAUGAUCCAGAGAAUGGCAUCGAGGCGGGCGCUUGUCACUGCAAGCCGAAUGUCAAGGGUCGCCGUUGCGACAGAUGCAAGGAUGGCUACUGGAAUCUGGAUCCAAACAAUCCCGUAGGCUGUGAGGCCUGCACCUGCAAUACGCUCGGCACUGUCAACAAUUCCGGCUGUAAUAUGCGCACCGGCGAGUGCCAAUGCAAGCGCUUGGUCACCGGCAAGGAUUGCAAUCAAUGCCAGCCGGAAACGUUUGGUCUCUCCGAAUCCGAGGACGGGUGUACGCUCUGCAAUUGCGAUGUGGGCGGCUCCUAUGACAACUAUUGCGAUGUGCUGACGGGUCAGUGUCGCUGCCGCUCCCACAUGACCGGACGCACCUGCUCGCAGCCAAAGCAAAACUAUUAUAUACCCGAUCUGCACGUGGUGCACGAGGCCGAGGUGGCCGACAUGUGCAUCUCAUAUGGCAGCAAUGGCAACUGCAGCACUGUGCCACAGGCGCCACCCACCAACCAGGAUCCACAUGCACCCGAACAUACGGGCAUUGGUUUUACGCGCGUGCCGGAGAACUCCGAGCUGGUCAUCACCGUCGACAAUAUACCGCGCUCCAUGCCCUACGAUGUGCUCAUACGCUAUCAGUCCACAUCGCGCAACGACUGGGAGGAUGCCUACAUAACGCUGGUGCGUCCCGACGAGAUCGAUCCGCAGGGCGAGUGCGCCCAGGCCGUGCAAUCCCCCAUAACCGAGGCGCGUGUGCCAUUCUCGUUGCCCGAACGCGAUCGCCAGGUGGUGGCCCUGCACGACGUCUGCCUGGAGGCGGGCAAGGUGUACAAGUUCCGCAUUUUGUUCGAGCAUAGACGCCGCAACGAGGACAAUCCAACGGCGACCAUACUGGUCGACUCGCUUACACUGAUACCACGCAUUGACGUGACGCCCAUAUUCCAGGGCUCGCCCGUGGCCGAUCUGCGCCUGCGCGAAUACAUCAACAUGAACUGCAAUCAAUCUCUGUACGAUAUGCGCUACAAGGAGCACACGGCCGCCAUUUGCCGCGAGCUGGAGCAGGAUGUGAGCAAGUACAUCUUCGAUGGCGCCAGCAUGUGCAACUGCAAUCCCACCGGUUCGCUGAGCAAGGUGUGCGACCCCAACGGCGGCUUCUGUCAAUGCAAGCCGAAUGUUGUGGGCCGCCAGUGCGAUCAGUGUGCGCCGGGCACCUAUGGCUUCGGGCCGGAGGGCUGCAAGGCCUGCGACUGCAACAGCAUUGGCAGCAAGGACAACAACUGCGACCUGCUGACGGGUCAGUGCGCUUGCCAUCCGAACACCUACGGCCGGGAGUGCAAUCAGUGUCAGCCGGGCUAUUGGAAUUUCCCCACGUGCCGCAGCUGCGAGUGCAAUGGACACGCCGCGCUCUGUGACCCGCUGACCGGACAGUGCCUUAACUGCCAGGACUCUACGACUGGCUUUGGCUGCGACUCCUGCCUGGAUGGCUACUAUGGCGAUCCGCUGCUGGGCAGCGAAAUUGGCUGUCGCGCCUGUCGCUGUCCGGACACCAUAGCGAGCGGCAUGUCGCAUGCCGAAGGCUGUUCCUUGGACACGCGCAACAACAAUAUGCUCUGCCACUGCCAGGAGGGCUAUUCGGGCGCACGCUGUGAGAUCUGCGCGGACAAUUACUUCGGUUCACCCGAAUCGGGUGGCAGCUGCUCGAAGUGCGAUUGCAGCAACAAUAUUGACAUCUACGAUACGGGCAACUGUGACCGCCAGACGGGCGCCUGUGUCAAGUGCUUGUACGAUACCACGGGCGAUCACUGCGAGCUCUGCCGCGAUGGCUACCACGGCGAUGCACUGCAGCAGAACUGCCGGCAGUGCGAGUGCGAUUUCCUGGGCACCAACAAGACGCUGGCCCACUGCGAUCGCUUUACCGGCCAGUGUCCCUGUCUGCCCAAUGUCCAGGGCCUGCUGUGCAACCAGUGUGCUCUGAACCACUGGAAGAUCGGCUCCGGUGAGGGCUGUGAGGCCUGCAAUUGCGAUGCCAUCGGCGCCGUGCAGGAACAGUGUCACACGUUUACCGGCCAGUGCGAGUGCAAGCCGGGCUUUGGUGGACGUGCCUGCAAUCAGUGCCAGGAGCACUACUGGGGCAAUCCCAACGAGAAGUGCCAGCCCUGUGAAUGCGAUCAGUUCGGCGCCGCCGACUUCCAGUGCGAUCGGGAGACGGGUCAGUGUGUUUGCCACGAGGGCAUCGGUGGCUACAAGUGCAACGAAUGCGCACGCGGCUAUCUCGGCCAGUUCCCGCACUGUGCACCAUGCGGUGAAUGCUUCAACAACUGGGAUCUUAUACUGAAUGCCUUGGAUGAGUCCACGCAAGCAACGAUACUGCGCGCCAAGGAGAUCAAGCAGGUGGGCGCAACGGGCGCCUACACGGCCGAGUUCAGUGAGCUGGACAAGAAGCUGCAGCACAUCAGGGACUUGCUGCAGAACACCUCGGUCAGUCUGCAGGAUAUGGAUCAGUUCGAUGCCGCUGCCAAUGAGCUGAAGCAGCAGCUGGGCGCCUCGCAUCAGCGACUGAGCGAAACGGAACUCAAUCUAGAUGAAAUUUAUAACUCACUCAGUUUGUCCGCCGUGGAGCUGGAGGGCCUGCAGAAUCAUUCGCGUCUCGUGCAGCAGCUAUCGCGUGAGCUCAAGGAGAACGGCAUACAGCUGCAGGAGUCCAAUAUCGAGGGCGCACUCAACCUAACCCGACACGCCUUCGAGCGUGUCAGCAGCUUGUCCGCGCUCAAGGAUGAGGCCAAGGAACUGGCCUCCAAUACGGAUCGCAACUGCAAGCGCGUCGAGACGCUCUCCAACAAGAUUAAAGACGAGACAGAUGCCAUUGCCAACAACGACAUGACCAUAGCCGAAUAUCGCGCAGAGCUGAGCGGCUUGACCUCGCAAAUUCCCGAGCUGAACAAUCAGGUGUGCGGCAAACCAGGUGAUCCCUGUGACAAUCUCUGUGGCGGCGCUGGCUGUGGCAAAUGCGGCGGCUUCCUAUCCUGUGAGCAUGGUGCGCGCGCACACUCGGAGGAGGCCCUCAAGGUGGCCAAGGAUACGGAGCUGGCGAUUACCAGCAAAAAGGACGAAGCGGAUCAGACCAUACGCGCUCUCACCCAGGCCAAAUUCAAUGCCUCGGAGGCGUAUCAGAAGGCCAAGGUUGGCUUUGAACAGUCGGAGCGUUAUUUGAACCAGACGGACGCGGCCAUCAAGCUGGCCGAGCUGCUGAUCAGUGCGGUCAUGGAUUUCCGGCAGAAUAAGACCGCGCUGCCCGGCGAGAGCAAGCAGCUGGCACAGGACACGCUGCGUCUGGACCUCACACUCGAUCCCAAACAGAUCGAGACACUGGGCGUAAAGAUCAACGACGCCGUCUCCUCGCUCAAUAACGUCGAAUCGAUUAUAUACAAGACACGACCCGAUUUGGAGCGCGUUAACAGCUUGCAGAGCCUGGCAAAUAGCACCAAGGCGACGGCCAAUACGAUACUUGAGCAGGCCAAUUUAGUGGUCCAGAAUCUGGCAUCGGCGAGCGAAUCACAGAGCAAGGCACAAGAUGCCAUAAAGCAAGCGAACAGCAACAUCGAGCUGGCCGACAGGGAUCUGGAGCAAAUCGAUCUGGAGACCAAGGAGGCCGAAUCGCCGGCCAAUGUCACCGCACAGCAGGUGGUGGAGUUGGCCCGCAAGGUGCAGCGAUUGGAGAAGAACAUCCUAAAGAACGAACUCGCCGCCAAGGAGAUCACCAAGGAGGCGAAUCGCGUCAAACUGGAGGCGCUGCGUGCACGUGGCGAUGCCAGCAAUCUGCAAUCCUCCACAGGCGCCACCAACCAAACGCUCACGGAUCGCGCCAGCCGCUCGGAGAAUGCGCGAGAGCGCGCCAAGCUCCUGUUGCAGCGCGCCUCCAAGCUGACGGUGGACACCAACGCCAAGCUCAACGAACUCAAUCUGCUGCAGGAAACCUAUAUCGAGAAGAACGAAAAGCUGGCCAAGCUGGAGAGAUCCAUACAGCCGCUCAACGAUGAGCUCGACAUUUAUCUGCGCAACAUUCAGGAAAAUGCCGAUCGCUAUCGACAGUGCACAGUUUAGAGAGUUGCAAGCCCAGCGGCCAGAUCCACCCAUUGCCAUAUUUGAUGAACAAAUGCGUAAAGCAGCAGCAGCAGCAACGAGAAGCGAAGGCACAGUUAUUUCUAUUUAACGCCGUUAAGUGUAACCGUUACGUUUUGUACUAUAAGCAAUCAAAUGUUAAAUGCAAUAUUCAUUUCAAAUUUAUGCCAUUUUAAUUGAGCUAAGUUUUUUUUAAAACAAUACAAUAUUUUGUAAU
Messenger RNA from Drosophila novamexicana, 5995 nucleotides. RefSeq names its product laminin subunit beta-1 (gene LanB1). The coding region runs from base 370 to 5760 and encodes 1796 amino acids. The record is from RefSeq and is a predicted model, not a curated record. The transcript is spliced from 3 exons. Gene Ontology annotation, cellular component: laminin trimer. Gene Ontology annotation, biological process: cell migration; substrate adhesion-dependent cell spreading; basement membrane assembly. Lineage: Eukaryota; Metazoa; Arthropoda; Insecta; Diptera; Drosophilidae.